CCCGGGGGGCGGCACACUGCAGCCGCCCCGGAGACCCGCCACCCUCCCAGCCGCCGAGCCCAGGAUGCGAGAAUGGCCAGCUCAUCUCUGCCCUCCCUGGUGCCUCUGGGCCCUGAGAGCCUGCGCCCCUUCACCCGGGAGUCCCUGGCAGCCAUAGAGCGGCGGGUGCAGGAGGAGGAGGCCCGGCAGCAGCGGAACAAGCAGAUGGAGAUCGAGGAUCCUGAAAGAAAGCCGCGCAGCGACCUGGAGGCCGGCAAGAACCUGCCCCUCAUCUACGGGGACCCCCCACCGGAGGUCAUUGGCAUCCCCCUGGAGGACCUGGACCCCUAUUACAGCGACAAGAAGACCUUCAUCGUCCUUAACAAGGGCAAGGCCAUCUUCCGCUUCUCUGCUACGCCUGCCCUCUACAUGCUGAGCCCCUUCAGCAUCAUCAGACGCGGUGCCAUCAAAGUGCUCAUCCACUCGCUGUUCAGCAUGUUCAUCAUGAUCACCAUCCUGACCAACUGUGUGUUCAUGACCAUGAGCAACCCGCCUUCCUGGUCCAAGCACGUGGAGUACACAUUCACGGGGAUCUAUACCUUUGAGUCCCUCAUCAAGAUGCUGGCCCGGGGCUUCUGCAUUGACAACUUCACAUUCCUCCGGGACCCCUGGAACUGGCUGGACUUCAGUGUCAUCACCAUGGCGUACCUGACGGAGUUUGUGGACUUGGGCAACAUCUCAGCCCUGAGAACCUUCCGGGUGCUGCGGGCCCUGAAAACCAUCACGGUCAUCCCAGGGCUGAAGACGAUUGUGGGGGCCCUGAUCCAGUCCGUGAAAAAGCUGUCGGACGUGAUGAUCCUCACCGUCUUCUGCCUGAGUGUCUUUGCGCUGGUGGGGCUGCAGCUCUUCAUGGGAAACCUGCGGCAGAAGUGCGUGCGCUGGCCCCCGCCCUUCAAUGACACCAACACCACGUGGUACGCCAACGACACGUGGUACGGCAAUGACACGUGGAACAGCAAUGACACGUGGAACGGCAACGACACGUGGAACAGCAACGACACGGGUAACAGCCAUGAGAGCUGGGCCAGCAACUCGACCUUUGACUGGGAUGCCUACAUCAGUGACGAAGGGAACUUCUAUUUCCUGGAGGGUGCCAAUGACGCCCUGCUCUGUGGGAACAGCAGCGAUGCUGGGCACUGCCCUGAGGGUUACGAGUGUAUCAAGGCUGGGCGGAACCCCAACUACGGCUAUACCAGCUACGACACGUUCAGCUGGGCCUUCCUGGCCCUCUUCCGCCUCAUGACCCAGGACUACUGGGAGAACCUCUUCCAGCUGACCCUUCGAGCUGCUGGCAAGACCUACAUGAUCUUCUUCGUGGUCAUCAUUUUCCUGGGCUCCUUCUACCUCAUUAACCUGAUCCUGGCGGUGGUGGCCAUGGCGUACGCAGAGCAGAACGAGGCCACCCUGGCCGAAGAUCAGGAGAAAGAAGAAGAGUUUCAGCAGAUGCUGGAGAAAUUCAAAAAGCAGCAGGAGGAGCUGGGGAAGGCCAAGCCUGCCCAGGCUCUGGAAGGCGGGGAGGCAGAUGGGGACCCAGCCCACGGCAAGGACUGCAACGGCAGCCUAGACACGUCGCUGGGGGAGAAGGGGCCCCCCCGGCAGAGCUGCAGUGCAGACAGUGGUAUCUCAGAUGCUAUGGAAGAGCUGGAAGAGGCCCACCAGAAGUGCCCACCGUGGUGGUACAAGUGUGCCCACAAAGUGCUCAUAUGGAACUGCUGCACCCCAUGGGUGAAGUUCAAGAACAUCAUCCACCUGAUUGUCAUGGACCCCUUCGUGGACUUGGGCAUUACCAUCUGCAUUGUGCUCAACACCCUCUUCAUGGCCAUGGAGCAUUACCCCAUGACAGAGCACUUUGACAACGUGCUCACCGUGGGCAACCUGGUCUUCACUGGCAUCUUCACAGCAGAGAUGGUACUGAAGCUCAUCGCCAUGGACCCCUACGAGUACUUCCAGCAGGGCUGGAACAUCUUCGACAGUAUCAUCGUCACCCUCAGCCUGGUGGAACUGGGCCUGGCCAACGUGCAAGGGCUGUCCGUGCUCCGCUCCUUCCGACUGCUGCGGGUCUUCAAGCUGGCCAAGUCGUGGCCGACGCUGAACAUGCUCAUCAAGAUCAUUGGCAACUCGGUGGGCGCGCUGGGCAACCUGACGCUGGUGCUGGCCAUCAUCGUGUUCAUAUUCGCCGUCGUGGGCAUGCAGCUGUUUGGCAAGAGCUACAAGGAGUGUGUGUGCAAGAUCGCGGCCGACUGCAGCCUGCCCCGCUGGCACAUGCACGACUUCUUCCACUCCUUCCUCAUCGUCUUCCGCAUCCUGUGCGGGGAGUGGAUCGAGACCAUGUGGGACUGCAUGGAGGUGGCCGGCCAGGCCAUGUGCCUCACGGUCUUCCUCAUGGUCAUGGUCAUCGGCAACCUAGUGGUCCUGAACCUCUUCUUGGCCCUGCUGUUGAGCUCCUUCAGCGCCGACAGCCUGGCCACCUCAGAUGAGGACGGCGAGAUGAACAACCUGCAGAUCGCCAUUGGGCGCAUCAAGUGGGGCAUUGGCUUUGCCAAAGCCUUUCUCCUGGGACUGCUGCAUGGCAAGAUCCUGAGCCCCAAGGAAAUCAUGCUCAGCCUCGGGGAGCCCGGGGAGCCCGGGGAGGCCGGGGAGAGUGCCCCAGAGGACGAGAAGAAGGAGCCGCCACCCGAUGAGGGCGACAAGGACCUGAAGAAGGACAAUCACAUCCUGAACCAUGUGGGCCUGGUUGACGGCCCUCCCCCCAGCAUCGAGCUGGACCACCUCAACUUCAUCAACAACCCCUACCUGACCAUUCACGUGCCCAUUGCCUCCGAGGAGUCCGACCUGGAGAUGCCAACGGAGGAGGAGACCGACACUUUCUCAGAGCCUGAGGAUGGCCAGAAGCCACCGCAGCCCCUCGAUGGGAACUCAUCCGUCUGCAGUACUGCCGACUAUAAGCCCCCCGAGGAGGACCCCGAGGAGCAGGCUGAAGAGAACCCCGAUGGGGAGCAGCCUGAGGAGUGCUUUACGGAGGCCUGCGUGCAACGCUGCCCUAUCCUCUACGUGGACAUCUCCCAGGGCCGUGGGAAGAUGUGGUGGACACUCCGCAGGGCCUGCUUCAAGAUUGUCGAGCACAACUGGUUCGAGACCUUCAUCGUCUUCAUGAUCCUGCUCAGCAGCGGAGCCUUGGCCUUUGAGGACAUCUACAUUGAGCAGCGGCGAGUCAUCCGCACCAUCCUGGAGUACGCCGACAAGGUCUUCACCUACGUCUUCAUCCUGGAGAUGCUGCUCAAGUGGGUGGCCUACGGCUUCAAGGUGUACUUCACCAAUGCCUGGUGCUGGCUCGACUUCCUCAUUGUGGAUGUCUCCAUCAUCAGUCUGGUGGCCAACUGGCUGGGCUACUCGGAGCUGGGACCCAUCAAAUCCCUGCGGACGCUGCGGGCCCUGCGUCCCUUGAGGGCGCUGUCCCGAUUUGAGGGCAUGAGGGUGGUAGUGAAUGCCCUCUUGGGAGCCAUCCCCUCCAUCAUGAAUGUGCUGCUUGUCUGCCUCAUCUUCUGGCUCAUCUUCAGCAUCAUGGGUGUCAACCUGUUUGCCGGCAAGUUCUACUACUGCAUCAACACCACCACCUCUGAGAGGUUUGACAUCUCCGAGGUCAACAACAAGUCUGAGUGUGAGAGCCUGAUGCACACAGGCCAGGUCCGCUGGCUCAACGUCAAAGUCAACUAUGACAACGUGGGUCUAGGCUACCUCUCCCUCCUGCAGGUGGCCACCUUCAAGGGCUGGAUGGACAUCAUGUAUGCGGCCGUGGACUCCCGGGAGAAGGAAGAACAGCCCCAGUAUGAGGUGAACAUCUACAUGUACCUCUAUUUUGUCAUCUUCAUCAUCUUUGGGUCCUUCUUCACCCUCAACCUCUUUAUCGGCGUCAUCAUCGACAACUUCAACCAGCAGAAGAAGAAGUUUGGAGGGAAAGACAUCUUCAUGACGGAGGAACAGAAAAAAUACUACAACGCCAUGAAGAAGCUUGGCUCCAAGAAGCCUCAGAAGCCAAUUCCCCGGCCCCAGAACAAGAUCCAGGGCAUGGUGUACGACUGCGUGACCAAGCAGGCGUUCGACAUUGCGAUCAUGAUCCUGAUCUGCCUCAACAUGGUCACCAUGAUGGUGGAGACAGAUGACCAGAGUCAGCUCAAAGUGGACAUCCUCUACAACAUCAACAUGGUCUUCAUCAUCGUCUUCACCGGCGAGUGCGUGCUCAAGAUGCUCGCCCUGCGCCAGUAUUACUUCACCGUCGGCUGGAACAUCUUCGACUUCGUGGUGGUCAUCCUGUCCAUCGUGGGCCUCGCGCUCUCUGACCUGAUCCAGAAAUACUUCGUGUCUCCCACACUGUUCCGGGUGAUCCGCCUGGCCCGGAUUGGGCGUGUCCUGCGGCUGAUCCGUGGGGCCAAGGGCAUCCGGACUCUGCUCUUUGCCCUCAUGAUGUCCCUGCCGGCCCUCUUCAACAUCGGCCUCCUCCUCUUUCUGGUCAUGUUUAUCUACUCCAUCUUCGGCAUGUCCAACUUUGCCUACGUCAAGAAGGAGUCGGGCAUCGACGACAUGUUCAACUUUGAGACCUUUGGCAAUAGCAUCAUCUGCCUCUUCGAGAUCACCACGUCGGCUGGCUGGGACGGGCUCCUCAACCCGAUCCUCAACAGCGGGCCCCCCGACUGUGACCCGACACUCGAGAACCCGGGCACCAGCGUCAGGGGCGACUGUGGCAACCCCUCCAUCGGCAUCUGCUUCUUCUGCAGCUACAUCAUCAUCUCCUUCCUCAUCGUGGUCAACAUGUACAUCGCCAUCAUCCUGGAGAACUUCAACGUGGCCACCGAGGAGAGCAGCGAGCCCCUCGGCGAGGACGACUUCGAGAUGUUCUACGAGACGUGGGAGAAGUUCGACCCCGAUGCCACGCAGUUCAUUGCCUACAGCCGCCUCUCGGACUUCGUGGACACCCUGCAGGAGCCGCUGAGGAUCGCCAAGCCCAACAAGAUCAAGCUCAUCACGCUGGACCUGCCCAUGGUGCCGGGGGACAAAAUCCACUGCCUGGACAUCCUCUUUGCCCUCACCAAGGAGGUCCUGGGUGACUCUGGGGAAAUGGACGCUCUCAAGGAGACCAUGGAGGAGAAGUUCAUGGCCGCCAACCCCUCCAAGGUCUCCUACGAGCCCAUCACCACCACCCUCAAGAGGAAGCACGAGGAGGUGUGUGCCAUCAGGAUCCAGAGGGCCUACCGCCGGCACCUGCUCCAGCGCACGGUGAAGCAGGCGUCCUACAUGUACCGCCACAGCCAGGACGGUAGUGGGGACGGUGGCCCGGAGAAGGAGGGCCUGAUCGCCGCCACCAUGGGCAAGACGUACGGCCACGAGAAUGGGAGCCGCGGCGUGCCGAGCACGGGUGAGGAAAGGGGCUCGACAGGGGACGCCGGACCUGCCAUCGGGCUCACGCCCAUGAGCCCCUCGGAUGCUGCCCUCCCUCCCCCCCCACCCCUGGGGCAGACAGUGCGCCCAGGGGUCAAAGAGUCUCUUGUCUAGUAGCAACGGCGAGGUAGCCAGCUGAGCCUGGCACGGCACCCCCAAAACUCCCUCCUGGUGCCUGCUUGCCGAGGGAGCAGGCUUUGAGUCUGCGGCUGACUGGCUCCCUGUCGGGGACAGGUUGUGGCCACACUGGGGCUGACACCCAGGCCAUGGAAAAUGGGAAUUGCCCUCGGAGGCUCCACCCUGGGCCUGAGGC
Odobenus rosmarus divergens (Pacific walrus) is the source of this 5785-nucleotide messenger RNA. It is a transcript of the gene SCN4A, whose product is annotated as sodium channel, voltage-gated, type IV, alpha subunit. Gene Ontology annotation, cellular component: voltage-gated sodium channel complex; plasma membrane; axon. The record is from RefSeq and is a predicted model, not a curated record. The coding region runs from base 73 to 5586 and encodes 1837 amino acids. Gene Ontology annotation, molecular function: protein binding; voltage-gated sodium channel activity. The transcript has 24 exons. Lineage: Eukaryota; Metazoa; Chordata; Mammalia; Carnivora; Odobenidae. Gene Ontology annotation, biological process: neuronal action potential; sodium ion transmembrane transport; membrane depolarization during action potential.